Moneuplotes crassus is the source of this 676-nucleotide messenger RNA. NCBI's taxonomy places the organism in Eukaryota, Ciliophora, Spirotrichea, Euplotida, Euplotidae. The record is from the annotation of a GenBank genome assembly.
UUAAUUAAUUUUUGACUCGAACAGAAGGCUUACUCAUUCAUGCUUUUGUAAAGGACCAUAAUUGAUAGUAUAUAAAAGCAUAUUACUCCAAGUUUAUUUAUUGCAGAGGAGAAACAGAGAAUUCUCGGAUAGCUAUUUAGCUAUCAGCACAAAUCCGGACACUUAAGUUAGAUUCCCACUCUGGACCAAAUUUUUGUGAGAUGAAAUAAGCCUCUAUUGCACAGGCAUUUUGGUGCUGUGUAGGUCCUGCAAGGAGUAGAUUUGGGGCUGGGUUGAGAUUUGGCACAAGGCAACCUUGUGUCAGUAUGCCUGGGAGAAUAUCUUACAGUUCGAAUAAGAUCAAAUGAAGCAACCCAGUAUUAAGGCUGUCAGAAUUCUGGUCUGGAUCGAAUGUAUUGAGUCACUAAUUCAUCAAAGUAUCUGUACCUCCUAAUCCUGAUACUAGUCGAAAGGUGGAUAUGUGGAACUAGAGUUAGUAUGUUUUCUAGGACUCCUCUCUGGCCGAUACAGGAUUACCCUCCGCCCACUGCUGACUGUAUCAAAUGGAUGUUGGAUUUACUUAAGAAGCGUAAGACGAUAACUUGGAAUCACAGGGUGUCAUUAUUAUUUAUCGCAGAGCCAGACUUUCAGUCAAUAGUAGUCACCAGAACCCUCAGAUUGUAAAUGAAUUUUAAAC